AUGUCAAGUCAGGGUUCUUCUUUGGAUCUAUCCUCCCUCAAAUGUUGCCAUGCCUGCUUCAAACACUUUAAAUUGAGGCACGAUGGUACGUUUGUAAGACAUGGAGGUAAGGUGAAAAGAACGGAGUGUUCUGGGUCGCUUAAAAAGCCACUUUCAAGCCUUAAUCGGCGGAGGUCAUUUGGAUCUGGUAUGUCAUGCAGAAAGUUUGGAAAGACGUUGACCUGCAUUUUGAAAGCCAUCCUGGAUAACUCUUCAGUCACAGCUUUGUGGUGUAGACUGUUAUUUCUGCACGUUUGGUCCUCCGAAAGGGGCCAAGAGGGGAUAAAGGCUACAACGUUAGCAUCGGAAUAA
Messenger RNA from Helobdella robusta, 351 nucleotides. RefSeq lists its product as hypothetical. The transcript has 2 exons. Lineage: Eukaryota; Metazoa; Annelida; Clitellata; Rhynchobdellida; Glossiphoniidae. Bases 1 to 351 code for a protein of 116 amino acids. The record is from RefSeq and is a predicted model, not a curated record.